Molecule: messenger RNA, 1368 nt
Organism: Chrysochloris asiatica (Cape golden mole)
Lineage: Eukaryota; Metazoa; Chordata; Mammalia; Afrosoricida; Chrysochloridae
Product: olfactory receptor 10AG1-like
Exons: 4
Coding region: 1-1368 (455 amino acids)
Biological process (GO): G protein-coupled receptor signaling pathway
Cellular component (GO): membrane
Molecular function (GO): G protein-coupled receptor activity; olfactory receptor activity
Source: RefSeq, a predicted model, not a curated record
AUGACCCGUGUGUUCCUGGGGCCUGCCGGGCGCACGCGCACACAGGCGAGCAGCUCCCCUCCUGCCCGAGCCGCGUACCGCGGUCCUGCCAGAUGCGCAAAAGCGAGUGACCCGCCUCCCGCUGAACUGAGCAGCAUCCUUAGCCCUGCCGGGCGUGCGCCGGCAAACAGCUCACCUCACGCUCAACUGAACCAUGGAGCGCGGGGGUAUGUUAUUCAGAACAACUGGUCCCUGGAGAAGUUUUACCCAGGAAUGGUAACCUGGAGGGUCAUCAAACAAGAGGAAGACCCUUUGAAGUGUGAAGUGUUAAAAGAAGAUGCCAUUAAAUACAAUCCAUCAAGAUCAGCCCAAGUGUUCCCUGCACAGGAAAAUUCAAAGAAAUCUAAGGUAUUGAGAAUUUCAUAUGUCAAUUUAUCGUGUCCACAGAUGAAUCAUCAUGAAAAACUACCAGAAGAAAAUCUAACCAAAUUAACAGAAUUUAUUCUCUUGGAUUUUGCUGAUUUACCCCAUCUACAGUGGUUUCUCUUUGGAUUAUUUCUAAUCAUCUACAUUAUUAUCCUUUUGAGCAAUGGCGCCAUAUUUCUAAUAACUAAAUUGGACACCGAACUUCAGAGCCCCAUGUACUUUUUUCUGGCAAAUUUUUCCUUUUUGGAAAUCUGCUAUGUAUCAGCAACUAUUCCCAGAAUGCUGAAGAAUCUUGGGACUCAGAGAAGAAGCAUUUCCUUAGUUGCUUGUGCUACACAGAUGUGCUUUGUUCUAAUGCUUGGAGCCACAGAGUGUUUGCUCCUGACAGUGAUGGCCUAUGACCGCUAUGUGGCCAUUUGUAAUCCACUGCACUAUCCUCUAGUCAUGAACCACAGAUUCUGCAUCCAGUUGGUGAUUGGCUCUUGGGUCACUGACAUUGCAGUUAUGAUAGGACAAACGUAUCAGAUUUUCUCUCUGCCUUUCUGUGGCCCUAACCAGAUCAACCACUUCUUCUGUGACAUUCCCCCAAUACUCAAAUUGGCCUGUGGGGACACGUCUGUCAAUGAGAUGUUGGUCUACAUAGUUGCCGUGUUGUUUGUCAUAGUUCCUUUUCUGUUGAUACUUGGCUCAUACAGUAAAAUCAUCUCCACCAUCCUGAAGUUGUCAUCCGUCAGAAGUCAAGCCAAAGCAUUUUCCACCUGCUCGUCUCAUCUUAUUGUGGUGGUAUUAUUCUUUGGAUCAGCAACUAUUACAUAUUUAAGAAGCAAGACUGGUCACUCAGAGGGAACUGGAAAAAUGCUUUCUCUUUUCUAUACAAUCCUGACCCCUAUGUUUAAUCCUAUGAUAUAUAGUCUAAGAAAUAAAGAUGUCAUAAUGGCAUUGAGAAAAUUGUUACAGAAAUAA